Messenger RNA from Eutrema salsugineum, 1446 nucleotides. Its product is annotated as polygalacturonase At1g48100. Gene Ontology annotation, molecular function: polygalacturonase activity. The record is from RefSeq and is a predicted model, not a curated record. The transcript has 6 exons. The annotation marks the transcript as partial. NCBI's taxonomy places the organism in Eukaryota, Viridiplantae, Streptophyta, Magnoliopsida, Brassicales, Brassicaceae. Gene Ontology annotation, biological process: carbohydrate metabolic process.
UUGGCUCGUGAUCCGAUCCUACGUUUCACUACACUAAUAAUUUUCAUCACAAUCUCUAAUGAAACCGAAGCAAGGCUAUAUCAUCACAACGACAAACAUAAUCCCAACCCAAAACCAGAGCCACCUUCUUCGUCCAUAUCUCAAUCUCAGCCUCCUUCUCUCUCUCAAAACCCUAACGACUCGUGGCAGUCUCCAUCGCCGUCCCAAGAUCCCGACCACGAAGUAGUCUACGACGUGAGAAACUACGGUGCGGUCGGUGACGGUUUAACAGACGACACUGAGUCGUUCAAGAAAGCUUGGGAUUCAGCUUGUACCAACGACAACGACAACAACACUGUCUCCGUCUUGCUUGUGCCUUACGGUUUCACUUUCAUGAUCCAUUCCACCAUUUUCACCGGUCCUUGUCGCUCUUACCAACACUUCCAAGUCGAUGGGACCAUCGUGCCACGGGAUGGACCAGAGUCGUGGCCAAGGGGUGUUAACAAAAGACAAUGGCUCGUCUUUUAUAGAAUCAAUGGAAUGGCUCUAGUAGGCGUUGGAGUUAUCGAUGGUCGUGGACAAAAAUGGUGGGAUCUUCCCUGCAAACCUCACCGGAAUGUCAACAAAACGACUGCAAUUGCUGGUCCAUGCGAAAGCCCCGCCGCUUUGAGGUUCUUCAUGAGCUCGAAUCUUAUUGUGAAAGGUGUGAGUAUAAAAAACAGUCCGCAGUUUCAUCUUAAAUUCGACGGAUGUCAUGAAGUUCACGUCAACUCCCUUCGAAUCACAUCUCCGCAGUUAAGUCCCAACACUGACGGCAUCCACCUUGAGAACUCCAACUCCGUUGAGAUUUACAACUCAGUUAUUUCCAACGGAGAUGAUUGUGUCUCAAUAGGAUCCGGAUCACACAAUAUUGAUAUAAGGAAUCUUACUUGUGGACCAGGCGGGCAUGGGAUUAGCAUUGGAAGUCUAGGCAACCAAAACUCACGUGCGUGCGUCUCAAACGUUACGGUUAGAGAGUCAGUUAUAAAAUUUUCUGACAAUGGCGUACGUAUCAAGACAUGGCAAGGUGGGUCUGGGUCAGUAUCUGGUGUAAUGUUCGACAAUAUCCAACUGGAUACUGUCCGAAAUCCGAUAAUCAUCGAUCAAUACUAUUGCACAGCUAAGAGUUGUGCUAACAAAACAUCAGCGGUUUUUGUGUAUGAUAUAAAAUAUCAAAGUAUAAAAGGUACAUAUGAUAUUCGUAGUCCUCCUAUCCAUUUUGGAUGCAGCAAUAAUGUCCCGUGUACAAAUUUAACACUUUCGGGUAUUGAAUUGCUGCCCUCGAAAGGCGAAAUCAUUGUGGAUCCAUUCUGUUGGAAUGCGUAUGGGAUGACAGAUGAGUUCUCUGUUCCUUCGAUCUCAUGUCUCAAAUCAGAUCCUUCGACGUUAUUGUUAGGUGGUCUUAUAGGAAAAUGUGGGAUACCGUGA